AUGAGCUCCUUUAUUUCACAACUCUCCUCAUUUAUUUGUCUGAGAUUUUUUAAACGUCGAGGUAUCAGGACCCCGUCAAACAAGAUUCAACCCUUUCACCUACUUGGUUUACCGUAUCCUGCAUUUCGGAAUAUUAUACAUCAAUUGAAGUUGACUGAAGUAAUAGAACUAUCAAAAAAUUCUGGUGAAACCAGAUGUAGAUUUAAAAAAAAUUAAUCGAAAAAUCUACAAACUUCUUAUCGACAACCGUGUUUUCCAUGUUGAUCUACCACCAUUCCGAAAUCCUAGUGAUUUAUUUUCAAGCAAAGUGAUUGCUAUAGAGACUUCAGAAGACAUGUAUUAUCCUUUUAAGUCUGGUAAACUACUGACUUUAAGAUAUCCAAACCUUUUUUCAAUCAGCAUUACCAACUUUUGCAUCUCUACGUUUUGUGACUAUUCGAAAUUUAAAAAAUUCAAUACAAUGAGCUACGACCAACCGAAUCAGUUGAUCGAAAUUUUGAAUUCUAUUGACCAAUUAUUUUUUUGUUGAAAACCUCGAUUUACUGAUCAGCCAUGAGAAGUUAUUCGGCGAUUAUCGGCCAACACUAAGUCAUCCAAUGUUCAAUAAAUGCAAAU
This is a messenger RNA of Caenorhabditis elegans, 615 nucleotides long. It is a transcript of the gene Y40A1A.2, whose product is annotated as F-box domain-containing protein. The transcript is spliced from 4 exons. The coding region runs from base 1 to 216 and encodes 71 amino acids. The record is from RefSeq and is marked reviewed. NCBI's taxonomy places the organism in Eukaryota, Metazoa, Nematoda, Chromadorea, Rhabditida, Rhabditidae.